AUGGACAUGUAUACUCCAAGGUUGAGGGAAGCAGCCGAAGCAGGAAACACUGAUGCCUUGCACGCUCUAAUAAAAGAGGAUCCAUACAUCUUGGAAAACAUCGACAAGAUUCCUUUCGUCCACACUCCACUUCAUAUAGCAGCAGACAAAGGGGACAUUCGUUUUGCGAUGGAGAUGAUGAUCUUGAAGCCUUCGUUUGCCAGGAAGCUGAACGGAGACGGGCUUAGUCCCAUGCACCUGGCGCUGAGAAGUGCGCAGUCUAUGCUAGUGCUUCGACUGUUGAAGAUCGAUAAAGAUCUGGUUCGCGUCAAAGGAUGGGAAGGGAUGACUCCUUUCCAUGAUGUAGUUACAUCGGGGAACCGCCGUAACUCUGGGCUUUUGGUCAACUUUCUUGAAGCGUGCCCCGAAUGCAUCCAAGAUGUGACGGUUCGAGACGAGACCGCGUUUCAUCUUGCUUUGAAAGAAGACCGGUUCGAAGCUUUUAGCAUCCUAAUUGGAUGGCUUCAAAGGACCCGUCGUACUCAAGGUAGUGUCUUGUCCUUUGAGAAAAAGUUGGUGAAUUGGAAAGACGACGAAGGCAACACUCUGCUGCACAUUGCGGCUAAGAACAAACAAAAAUGUGUAUGUACAAUUCUAUUCGUUCAUUUACGUUGCGUUCCGAAAAUCCCUUUUGAUAAACGAUUAAUGGCUCUUCUGUUUUCCAUUAAUGAUGCAUUGCAGGCACUAGAACUGUUGUUGGAUUCCCAACUUUGGUUGAACGUAAAGGCUAAGGAUUCGGAUGGUUUGACGGCUCUUGAAAUCCUACAUGGUACUGGCAAACCAGACCAUAACGAGCAAAGCAACAACACGAGUGAUGAAGCCGACAAGAUUAAGCAGUUGAAAAGUAAAGUUACUUUGGAAAGAAUAAGAGUGUUGGCAGAUCGUACUAGGCACAGCAUGUCGGUGGACAUGAUCAACACGAUGCUGGUGAUUAUGGCUCUGGUUAUAACUGCAAUCUACCAAUCAUCGUUGAGUCCGCCGGGUAGUAUUUGGCAAGACAAUGGUGAUGACAACAAAACCGCCCCUGCCCCGGCUCCAGCCCCCUCGAACAUCCCAAGCACUCAUCACUUGUCCAAUAAAAACUUUGUUAAUACAUCAAUGUGGAUCUUUGGUAAUAAAACGGAAAAGGCCGGUACAACAAUCAUGAAUUCGCAGAUGUAUGGGUUGUUUUGGUUCUUGAACCUCGCAACUUUCGGGUUCACGGAUCUUGUAACCGUGUUCCUGCUCUCGAGUUUUCAUAUUUUCCUGCUCCUAGCCAUCCCGCUUUACAUGAUGGUCAUCUGCUACUUCUGCUCCAUGAUAAUCUUAGCACCAACCUAUACUUGGGCAUACGUCAGCCUUUCCUUCUUCGUUCUUUUCGGAUUAUUCCCCUUCUUGCUGUUCUUCGGGUUGCUUAUCUUCAGCAAAUCGAUUCGGCAAAUCAUAGCCGAGAUCAAGGAGCGAACACGGAUGAGGAAAGCUCUUCAGAUGAGCUCUCUAGGACCAUGGACGUUGAUGUUUUAUUCGCAAUACGUACUUGAUGGCAUUUUUGGUAUCUGGUUGCCUUCAGCUUAG
Messenger RNA from Hibiscus syriacus, 1593 nucleotides. RefSeq names its product ankyrin repeat-containing protein BDA1-like. Bases 1 to 1593 code for a protein of 530 amino acids. The transcript has a single exon. NCBI's taxonomy places the organism in Eukaryota, Viridiplantae, Streptophyta, Magnoliopsida, Malvales, Malvaceae. Gene Ontology annotation, molecular function: protein binding. The record is from RefSeq and is a predicted model, not a curated record.